GCCCCAAUGGGAGCGCAGCGCUGCGCCGGGGCCCGUGCAGCGGCGGAGGUGAGCGCCGGCCGGAGCUAGCCGAGCCGAGCCGAGCCGAGCCGGGCCGGGCCGAGCCUACUCCGGUGUUGAGUUACAGCGCGGGCCCCCGGCGCUGGGUGGGGCGAGAGGAGCCCCGGUCCGGCCCCCCUCUCUGCUCCCUCCGGGCACGGGGUGCGCCGGUCCGGGUGCUCCGUCCGCCCGCCCGCCCGGAGCGGCCUCCGGGGAUGAGCGGGCUGCGGCGGCUGUUCCGCGGUAGCGGGCGAGCGCUGGCGUUCGUCUUCGCCGCCUCCGUCGUCUGGCUACUCCUCGACAUGGCCGUGCUCCGCCUCUCCCUCGGCGACGCCGGCGGGCGGCUGCUGAAGGAGGCAGCGGACCGCGGGCAGGAGAGAGCGCGCCCGUGGCGCGGCCCCGAAGCGUCGGCGGGCAGCAGCCAGGCCGAUCCCGCUGGGCUUCGCCGCGGGCGACACCGGGGCACAGGGACGCCGGGCUCCCGGGCAGCUCGCCGGGAGCCUCCCCGGGCGCCGAGCCCCCCGGCCUCCGCCGCCUUCAGCAGGGGGCGGCACGCCGAGGAGCACCCCGCCGCUCCCCCGGGGACCAGGCCCACCCCGCCGGGGUCGGUUGUAAACUUGAGGGGCGGUGCAAGGGUCGUGGCGGCACCAGCACCGAGCGGACCCCCGUCGAAGGCAGCGGCGGAGUUCGUAGUGGAGCCCACGGGGAGCAGAGCCGGGUCGCUGAAGGCAUCACCGUCCCAGCCAGGCUCCCCCGACAAGCCCCAUUCUCCUGCCCUGCCGGGCGCGGGGCAUUCUGAGCCUGCACGGCGGGUCGGGGUCAGGGGGCCGGCGGUGCAGGGGCCCGGGCGUGCCACCGAACAGAGUCGGCAGCAGCCCGCGGGCACGCUGGUGAAGGGCGGCCUGCCACCUCGGUCAGCGGAGCUGGGAGCCCUGACUGGGCGGGAGCGAGUGAAAGUGGGAAAGAAAGAAACUUCCUCCGAAAACCAUUUCAUCCUUAUUGGCAAAGAGGGGAUAAAACUGGACAGCCCAGCAGCCUCACGCCUGGGAUCUGACUCUGCGAGGAACAUCACAGAGAGACAAGAAAUGCGCAAAGAUUGGCAACUUGCUAAUGAAAAUGGGGACAGCACCCAUGCUGUGAACACCACCACUGGGGGUGCGGAUGGCUGGACACGGGGUGCAACGCAAGGAGCAGCUCCCAAGGUGCAUGCAGCUGGCAAGGACGGACAGGAAGAGAUGGGCACCAGCAGCCCGGGGACCCACAGGGUCUUGUCCAUGGAUGCAACGCUUGCCCCAAGAGAUCUCCAAGCUCCUGGCCAGUUUGGACACCCUGUUUCAGUCCCUGAUGACAAACAAGAAGAAGCAAAAAGUAGAUGGAAAGAAGGAAACUUUAAUGUCUACCUCAGUGAUUUGAUUCCUGUAGACCGAGCCAUCAUGGACACCAGGCCUGCUGGGUGCUCUGAGCAGCGUGUUCAUGAUGACCUCCCAAACACCAGCAUCAUCAUGUGCUUUGUGGAUGAAGUGUGGUCCACCCUCCUCCGCUCAGUUCACAGCGUUCUCAGCAGGUCUCCUCCUCACCUGAUUGAAGAAGUCAUUUUGGUGGACGACUUCAGCACUAAAAAGUAUCUCAAGGAGAAGUUGGACAAAUAUAUGUCACGAUUCCCAAAAGUGAAGAUUCUCCAUCUCAAGGAGAGGCAUGGUCUAAUACGGGCCAGACUGGCAGGAGCAGAGAUUGCCAAAGGCAACAUCCUGACGUUCCUGGACUCACAUGUGGAGUGCAAUGUGGGGUGGCUGGAGCCGCUGCUGGAGAGGGUCCGCCUGAGCCGGACCAAGGUCGCCUGCCCUGUCAUCGAGGUCAUCAGCGACAAGGACAUGAGUUACAUGACCGUGGACAACUUUCAGCGUGGGAUUUUUACUUGGCCAAUGAAUUUUGGAUGGAAGCAGAUUCCGCAAGAGAUCAUAGAGGAAAAAAAAAUCAAGGAAACUGAUAUAAUAAGGUGCCCGGUCAUGGCAGGUGGCCUCUUCUCCAUCGAUAAGAAGUACUUUUUUGAGCUGGGAAUGUACGACCCAGGGCUGGAUGUUUGGGGAGGUGAAAAUAUGGAGAUUUCAUUCAAGGUCUGGAUGUGUGGAGGAGAGAUUGAGAUUGUUCCAUGCUCCAGAGUUGGGCACAUUUUCAGGAACGACAAUCCUUAUUCCUUCCCAAAAGAUCGUGUGAGAACAGUGGAGAGGAACUUGGCCCGCGUUGCAGAGGUCUGGCUGGAUGAGUACAAGGAGUUAUUCUAUGGCCACGCUUACCAUUUAAUCUUGAAAAACGUGGAUGUUGGUGACCUCACUCAACAAAUCCAACUGCGAAAGAAGCUUCAGUGCAAAAGUUUCCGGUGGUACCUGGAGAAUGUCUACCCAGACCUGGAAGCUCCCCUGGUUAAAGCCAGUGGUCUGCUUGUUAACAAAGCCAUGGCAAGAUGCAUCACUGUGGAAAACACAACACUAGCUUUUGAGGCAUGUGACGUUAACAACAAUAACCAGAAGUUCAACUACACCUGGCUGAGGCUGAUCCAGCACGGAGACCUCUGCAUCGCUCAGGCUGGCACUGCGGGAGCACUGGGCCUGCGUCGCUGUGAGGGCAGGAGCCGCAGCAUGGCAUGGCUGCACAGGUCACUGGCAGCCUUCCAGCCAGAGCUGAAAGACCACAUCAUCUCAGAGCAUCUCCAGCAGCCAGCUUGCUUGGAAGUGGAUCCCUCUCACAAAGCCCUGAGGGUAAAUGCCUGUGACUCUGCAAAUCCUUAUCAAAAGUGGCAGUUUGGCAAUUACUAUGCAGACUGAAAGGAACACAGUUGGACCAGAAACACUGUGUUUUCAUCUUGAGAAUUCAGCAAGGACAUCUGUGUGACUUGUGACAGCAAUUAUGAAACUGAAAGUUCAUUUCCAAAUGAUAAUUGAAAUCUGUCAUUUAAACCAGCGUAUUGAGAGAUCAGAAUACUGAGAGCAGCACAUCUGGUUUAACGAUGUCUGAAACAUGGGCGUGUUUUUCCUUCACUGUGAGAGACUUUGGCAAAAGCUCAAAUAAUUUUCUGUAUUAUUAAAUGGAAAUAUUUUCUGAAGUC
Molecule: messenger RNA, 3142 nt
Organism: Neopsephotus bourkii (Bourke's parrot)
Lineage: Eukaryota; Metazoa; Chordata; Aves; Psittaciformes; Psittacidae
Gene: GALNT5
Product: polypeptide N-acetylgalactosaminyltransferase 5
Exons: 10
Coding region: 255-2861 (868 amino acids)
Cellular component (GO): Golgi apparatus
Source: RefSeq, a predicted model, not a curated record